AAGACGUUGUCAGUGUCUAACUGGCAACGAGCUAGGUUAGAUUAUUUAAUUAUAUACGUAAUGAGUGUGUAAAGUUACGAACAAGCUACGUGAAAAUCGGGAUAAAGUGCGUGAAAAAGUACGGAUGUUAAGAUACAAGGAGAAGAGAGAAGCAAAUAUUACAUAAAAACUAAAUCAAACAAAGAAGAAGAAAAAUAGUGAUAAAGGAAAAUAAUGAUGAGACCGUAGUUCUCUCUGGUUAUGAUAUGCUACGAUAAAAGUAUGUCGAUGCAAUAAAACGGUAUAAUAGAAAAAUGUCGUACCAAUUUACCAAAAUACAAUUGGUUACGAAAAAUCUUUUGACAAACAGGUGAAGAUGGAAGAUGAGGCUGACCUCAGGGAGCAACUCUUUCACAAUACUGUGCGAGAAAAUAUCAUAUUCCUCCUUUUGUUCCUUCUACUCUGCAUUUCAAGUUACGCGCUUAUCGCAAGAUUUCGUCGAAGGGAUAGAGAAGAUUAUUUCUCAGUUGACGAAGAUGAAGCCACCGUUUAUAGGAUCAGCCUUUUGUUGUGUACAGUCGCCUUGGCAGUUUCUAUCGGAGCGACUUUGUUAUUACCUGUGUCCAUCGCAAGCAAUGAGGUUCUCAUAUUGUAUCCCAAUAGCUACUAUGUUAAGUGGCUCAACAGUUCUCUCAUACAAGGACUUUGGAAUCAUGUUUUCUUAUUUUCCAAUCUAUCUCUCUUCGUGUUUCUACCAUUCGCAUAUUUAUUCACGGAAUCGGAAGGGUUCGUCUGUUAUAAAAAGGGUGUCAUGGCUAGAGUAUAUGAAACCGUAACAGUUUUGUGUUUAUUGGGAACACUUGUACUUGGUAUGGCAUAUGUUUUGUCUGCUCUUAUUGAUUAUCAAAAAUCUAGUCUCCAUACAUUGUUAAAUAUAUGGAGUUAUUAUUUACCCUUCCUCUAUUCUUGCGUCUCUUUCGUCGGUGUAAUGUUAUUGUUAAUAUGUACCCCGGUUGGAUUUGUGCGACUGUUCGGCGUUGUCGGCUCGUUUCUAGUAAAACCUCAGUUCCUAAAAAAUCUAGACGAAGAGUUCUUUGCAUAUAGUUUAGAGGAGGAUUGCAUUAAAAGAAGACUCCAACAUGCAAAAGCAACGGGAAAAUCGUAUGUUUCCCCAGUACCAAUGUCUCUACCAAGUUGUAGUACAACGGUCGAAGACGACGAACUUCUUAAUUUGAGUCCUGGUUUAAUGUGCCUGAGAAAUGGCGCUCUUCAACGUGGACUGACACAGAGAUUAGAAGAUGUUCAAAGAAAAAGAAAAAUCUUAGACGAACAGAGACGAACUUGGUGGGUACGAAGAACACUACUUUAUCCUUUGGCAAUGCUAGCUCUACUUAUUUUAUCCACUGCCACGGCUUUAUUAGCGGUUCAAAAUACCUUGGAACUUCUUAUUGGUAUUAAAGCUCUACCAUUGAGUACAAGGCAAUUCACGUUGGGUAUUAGUUCAUUGUCAAAACUCGGACCCAUCGGAGCUAUUGUUGAAGUCUCGGUGAUACUUUAUUUAGCUGCGACAAGUGCGAUUGGACUUUAUUCGCUUCCAGGAGUUAGACGGGUACAACCACGGCUUUGUUCCACUCCGCUCACUCAUCUCAUCGCGAAUUGCGUUCUAUUACUUGUACUCAGUUCAGCGUUACCAUUGCUCUCCCGAAUAUUAGGAAUGACGAACUUUGAUCUGCUGGGAGACUUUGGUCGUAUAGAAUGGCUUGGCAACUUUAAACUCGUAUUAUUGUACAAUUUAAUUUUUGCUACAGCGGCUAUCACUUGUUUAGUUACAAAAUUUACAGCAACUGUGAGAAAAGAAAUUUAUGUAAGAUUGAGGAGUAGUUUCGUAAGCAUAUUUAAAGGAGAAGGGAAGAAGAACUCGUCGGCGAUGUUUUCUACUAAGGAAGAAUAGACUGAUAUAUAUAUAUAUACAUAUUAUAUAUAUAUCGUAAGGAAUUAAUAACAGAAAUGUAUAUUUCUUAUUUAUUGCUUACCGAGAAGAAAAAAAAAAGCAAUGAAAUAUGCCCCCUUAUGAUAUAACGAUAAAGGAAAAUGUUCUCUUGAUUUGUUUAAGAAUUGCAUAAAAAGAUCAUGCAACUUUAAGAAUUUUUAAAAAUAUUUGCACUCGAUCGCAAUCAAAAUGUUAAACUUUUAACGGCGUGUGUAUCACCUAGCACUGUUUAUUUAUUAUUUCGAAAUUUCUAUAUUAGACCAAAAAAGGCAAAAAAGUGAGAGGUUUAUUAUAAUAAUAAAUAAAAUAAUUUUGAUGUUGUCGGAGUGUAUAGUGCUAGCGAUUUAAUUAUCAUAUAAUUACUAUCAAAUUUGUUAUUUAUCUCGAAGUAUAAUACUACGUCUAUCUUACGAGUGUUUUAAUGAAUACAAAAAAAUAAAUAUAUCGAAGAUAGUCACGAUGACGACGAGCUAAUAGUAUUGCGUUAAAUAUAAAAUUUGGAAGUAUCGAAUUAAUGUUUAAAUUUUCGUAGAUUGUAUACGUUACAUAAUAACGCGUAUUAGAUUUUUUUAGAAGAAUUAAAAUUUUGUUCUUUUAUUAAUUAGGUCGUUGAUGAUAGAAAUUUUUCCUUUCGUUAGUAGUACGAGAAAUUUUUUUAAAAAUUAUUUUUUAAUUUAUAUCUUUUCUCGCGUAAUACAAAAUUUUUUGGAAAUUUUGUUCGUUUAAAGUUUAUUAAUACGCGUAUAAAUCAUGCGUAUCAAUUGAUUUUGUAUAAAUAUUUAUUUCUUGUUAUGCAUUUCAUAAAAAAAAAAAGAAAAGAAACAAGUCAUUUUGAUAACUUUUGUUUAUUGUGAAAUUGCCUUGUUGCGAAUCAAAUAAAUAUGCAAUGGAAAUGAGUAAACUAAUGAUAAGACAACAAAUUAGAAGGAGGAAGAACGGGAGGAGGAGAAGGAAGAGAAGGAGAACAUUGUAAAAGUAAAUAAUAUGUUUCGAACGAUUAAUUUCAUUGUCCUUCGAAUGAAAUAAUAAUAAUUAUAUAAUAAUAAUAAUAAUAAUAAAUGAAUACAAUGCAUUUUUAUAUGCAUGUAUAGACAGACUGCAACGCAAUGCUUUAGAGUCAAUGGACAGGAGGUAAAUAAAUAUUAUUUAUCCUGUUUGUAAUAAGCGAAUAAUAUAUAUAUAUAUAUAUAUUCAAAUAGAAUCAACUAAUAUUUAAGAGAAAGGAAAAUCUUUAAGUAAAUACGUAUUUUUACACAUGAAAAAGCUUUAGAGAUCUUCUGUAUCCAUGACUGUAGCAUCUGUAUUAGCGCUAGGUAAGUUUCUUAGAUUUUUUGCAGCAAUAUUAUGUGAUAAUACAUCUCGUCAAGAAGACAAUACAAUAUUAAGACGUGCACUGGCACUAAUAUACUCAUAUUUUUUAUAUAUUACGUAUAUAAGGUAUAGUUUCUCAGGAUAUAUAAAAAGUGUACUGAUUUUUACACUUUAGUUAUUAUACAUUCUUCUAAUGUGAUGUCAUAAUAUUCUUGCUUUUUUCUUUUCCCCCCCUUUCUUUUCUUACAACAAAAAAUUACUUCGCCUGAAUUGAAGCAGCGUUUUAUUGGUAUUAUUGACACGAAAAUAUUUUAUUAUAUUUUUCUUGAAAAUUAUGUCGUUCGUGUGCAUGAACGGUAUAUAUUAUAAAUUAUAUACACAUACAUAUAUAAAGAAAGUUUACGCUGAUAAAAAAAAGAAAAAAGCUGUAACAUAUUUGUAUCUAGUAAAUUUGUAGGAGCCACGUCUCUAUCGUAUAAUAAGUAAUGUAACAUUUUUUUAUAAUGUGGGGUACGAAAAUUUUUAUAAAUGUCAUCGUAAAAUAUUAUCCUCCGAUUUUAUGUGUAUCAUAGUAGUUAAAAAGAAAAGUAUGUAAAUAAUGUUAUUUAUUAUUGUGUACGUAUAAUUGCACAUAUAAUUUUAUGAAAACAGACGAAACGCGGUCACAAUUUUUCCAAAAUUCCUUCAAAUUUAUAGACAACGUGUUACAUGUGAAAACUCGUAUGACUCUUAUUUGUUAAAUAAAUUGAAAGAUUAAAUUU
Polistes canadensis is the source of this 4041-nucleotide messenger RNA. It is a transcript of the gene lili, whose product is annotated as protein LMBR1L. The record is from RefSeq and is a predicted model, not a curated record. Gene Ontology annotation, biological process: signal transduction. Lineage: Eukaryota; Metazoa; Arthropoda; Insecta; Hymenoptera; Vespidae. Gene Ontology annotation, molecular function: transmembrane signaling receptor activity. The transcript is spliced from 9 exons. The coding region runs from base 356 to 1930 and encodes 524 amino acids.